Messenger RNA from Caenorhabditis angaria, 690 nucleotides. NCBI's taxonomy places the organism in Eukaryota, Metazoa, Nematoda, Chromadorea, Rhabditida, Rhabditidae. The record is from the annotation of a GenBank genome assembly.
AUGCCUUUUCUACAUAGUUCCAUCAAAAUCAAGAGUUUCAAUGAUUACCGGAUCAUCUUCUGGAUGUCAAUUCCAAUCGUCACUGGAAUUUUUUGGGGAAUUAUGACAGAAACACUAAUAGGACCUACUGUGCAAAUCGACAAUGCUAUUGAAAACAUUCUUCUCUCUGAUUUCGAUACGCAUAUUGAGGAUGUAACCUACAUUGGUCCAUAUUUGUACCAAAAACAAGUCGAUGGAAGCAUUCAAGUUGAUAUAAAAUCGUUCGUGUGUCUCAUAGUUAUGGUAGCUAUUAUUUUGCUGUCAAUGGGCCUCAUUGUUGUUUCUGCCUUCAAAUGUUUUCUCGGGCUAAAUGUCUAUCUAGAAGUUAACAGAAAUGUUUCAAAAAAGUACAACAGUUUACAAGUUCAACUGUUCAAUGCUCUUAUUAUUCAAACUUUGAUUCCAAUCCUUCUCAUGCAUCUUCCUUGUUUGACUAUUUUCGUGUGUGCAAUUUUUGAGAUUGAUUUGGGACAUUCGAGUGUUGUAAUGACGAUUACAACUGCAUUAUUCCCAGCGCUAGACCCUCUUCCAGUUAUGCUAAUUAUAAAAGAUUAUCGAAACGCGUUAACAAAUAUUGUGAUAACUCGGGUUGUUCCGGUCAAAAAGAAGAAGAAGAAAUCCAGGAAUGAAAAUGCUACUAAUAAUUUUUGA